AUGGCGACCGAUACUCUGCCUUCUCUCGCCAUUCCAGGCACGAUUCUGGGUCCCGCCGGCAAAUAUGUUUCGGGCCCAGGCACACACAUCUACGGAGGCAAUAUUGUCUCGUCGCUGCUAGGCAAUGUCAACGUCACAGCACCAGCCAAAGCUCCUGGGCCGACCAAGCGACUAAACAAGAUCACAGCUCCGUCUGUGGAAGAAUUGUCGACAAUCUCUGUUAUUAGGCGCGGCCGCAAGCGAGAGGUCUUGCCAGAUGUCGGCAACACUGUGUUGGCGCGCGUGGUGCGGCUUAUGCCAAAGCAGGCCAUUGUAGUCAUUCAACAAGUUGGCGAUACAGUUUUGCAGACAGAGUGGCAGGGUGUGAUUCGGGUACAAGAUGUUAGGGCAACGGAGCAAGAUAAGGUCAAGAUUCACGAGUCUUUCAAACCCGGUGAUAUUGUUCGGGCCCAAGUAAUCUCCUUGGGCGACCAAGCCAACUAUUAUCUCUCGACGGCAUCCAACGAACUUGGCGUUAUCAUGGCGACCAGCGAUGUAGGAAAUGACAUGGUUCCCAUCAACUGGAAAGAGUUCAAAGAUCCCGAUACGGGUGUGAGCGAGCCGCGAAAGGUUGCCAAGCCAAGCUGAAGCAACUGCCAAGACACCGAAACUCGACUGUCAUCUUUUGUACUAUGCGCAGCAUCAUAUUGCAGAUAUCGUCAGCAGCAACUGGCCUAGCUAGGCUUCUUGGGCGCCACACAAACAGCCGCGGGUGAAUAGCUGUACAAACACCUAGGCAAGAACUGGGGUUUAUUAGUCAAACACAAGGGCGCUAUUGGAUCUCAGACACUCACAACGCCGAAAUGGACGGCGAACAAAUGAGGCGAUACAUAAGAUGCUGAACAGCACAGACCCUACGAGGCACGCAUUUGAAUGUUACUGUGCUCCAUCAAAAUAGCUUAGCUGGUAGGCAUGGGUUUGGGCAUGGAGUCAGGUUUGGAUUUAGCGCGCUUUUUUCCCUGAACUGUACCUGACUAGAAGGCUGCAGCGUGUGCCCUGGAUUGCCGCAGCUAUCCGUUGCUGCAACAUGGGAGCUCUUAGAGGUGCUCUUAAUCUUGAAGAGUCCUCUAUACUAUUGAUAAAGGGGCCUCUACGAAGCAGUAGCGGCAAUAAUAUGGAAGUGUCUUGAUGUU
Trichoderma atroviride IMI 206040 is the source of this 1172-nucleotide messenger RNA. RefSeq lists its product as uncharacterized. Gene Ontology annotation, cellular component: nuclear exosome (RNase complex); cytoplasm. Gene Ontology annotation, biological process: RNA processing. NCBI's taxonomy places the organism in Eukaryota, Fungi, Ascomycota, Sordariomycetes, Hypocreales, Hypocreaceae. The record is from RefSeq and is a predicted model, not a curated record. Gene Ontology annotation, molecular function: RNA binding.